Musa acuminata AAA Group (dessert banana) is the source of this 634-nucleotide messenger RNA. RefSeq lists its product as uncharacterized. The transcript has 2 exons. The coding region runs from base 155 to 322 and encodes 55 amino acids. The record is from RefSeq and is a predicted model, not a curated record. NCBI's taxonomy places the organism in Eukaryota, Viridiplantae, Streptophyta, Magnoliopsida, Zingiberales, Musaceae.
UUUCGAGAAUCCGGCCCGUCGUCGAGGUCAAGUUCGCAGGCCGGUUCGUCGUCGCGAAGCAGUGAAGGAGGAGAGGCGGUGGCGGCGGCCAUCACCGGCGUUCCUCUGCUUUUGUCUCGUCGCCUUCUUCUCUGCACGAUCCGUGUGAUUAAAAAUGGGGAUAAUAAGGAGAAGUUUCUCUUUUCUACUGGGAACUGGUUGUGGUAUUUACAUUGCGCAGAAUUACAACGUCCCAGACGUAAAGAAGCUCUUCGAUACAUACGUUUUCGUUGCCAAACACAUUGAAGAAUCCUACAGGAAGCCUAAGAAAGAUGAAGAUUAAUCAUGCUUACAACUCUUUAUCUCUUGAUUGGCCCCAUUUUGGCAGAACGACACUUUACUCUUCCUUUAAACCUUCAUGCAGCAGCUUAUUCGGUUCAAUCUCUCCUCUGUUUUAGUCAUUUAUGGCAAUUUUGUGGGGAUUAAUUUGCUGUUUUCGGGCUUAGCUCAGGUAAAACACAUUUUGAUUAUGCAACUGCAAACUGUCUCCUUAUCUUGCGUUUAGUUGUUAGUAUUGAUUUGUGUAUAUAUUUUUAAAAGUUACGUUGGGAUUCUAAUACUUAUGAAAAUGAAAUAUUUAAUCUUGUUACUCCAA